CGAAAGUGCGGUACUCCCUGUUAAAAUAGAAAAACAUUCAGCAAGCAGCAGUGAAGCUGCAGCUGGUCCUGUUGUGUGUCUGUUGGAGCCUUUUCGGCAGAUCAGUGAACUUAAACGGAGGAUAAAGUAAAAGCGACUCACUCAGGAUGAUAUGACUUACAUAAGCUCAGAUUUUGUUUUAUAUUUGUCGUCGUCCGAUCUUUUGCUGUAAAUGUUAGCUAAGCUAAUCAAGCUAGCUAGCAUGCUACCGUGACUUUUCCUCCAUAGGAAGUAGGGGAUACUUUCACUGUAUCCUGAUGGCUUCAACUUCUGCAGUUGUAAAAGUAACAUGGCGUGAAGGUGAUAUUUGUCUGGCUCCUGACCCAAGAGAUGGCACCCUGCGAGAAACCACCAUUCAGAGACUGACCUCCACCUCUCAUAAUAAUGAUACUAUAGCAUGGGUGGUAUUCACUGACCAUAGUAAAGAUGAAGAAGAGGAGGAAGCUGUACCUGUCUCGAAACUCAUGAGACCAGGCUUGAAUCACUUCACCCAGGAGAAACCUGUGUUUCCCAGCAGCAUCACAGACCCCAAGCUAUGUGUCCCCUUAGAGCUGAGGGAUGUUGAUGGAGACAGAGUCCCUUACACCAUCAACAGAUACCUGAGGGAUUACCAGAGAGAAGGUAUCAGGUUCAUUUACGACAAUUACAUCCGGUCCAGCGGUUGUGUCCUGGGGGACGACAUGGGCCUGGGAAAAACUGUACAGGUCAUUGGUUUCCUUGCUGCUGUGUUGCACAAAACAGGCACAUGGGAGGAUAUCAAGAACAACAGGCCUCAGUUUCUGCAGAGUCAGAUGCCCUCCAAGCAAAGCAAACCCAACAAAGUGUUCCUCAUUGUGGCCCCACUGUCAGUGCUUUAUAACUGGAAAGAUGAACUGGACACAUGGGGUCACUUCCAGUGUGUGGUGGUCCACGGGCUGAGGAAAGAGGAGGAGCUGGCUCGCAUUAAGAAGGGACGCGUUGAGAUUGCUCUCACUACCUAUGAGACUCUGCGCCUUUGUCUGGAUCAGUUUAAUAACAUAGACUGGUCUGCUGUGGUUGUGGAUGAGGCCCACAAGAUAAAAAAUCCAAACUCUCAGAUCACUCAGGCUAUGAAGGAUCUGAAAUGCAAGAUCAGAAUUGGCCUCACUGGUACCAUCUUACAGAACAACCUUGAGGAGCUAUGGUGUGUCAUGGACUGGGCCAUACCUGGUUGUCUUGGCAGCUUAGGUCAUUUCAAGAACAAGUUUGCAGAUCCAAUUGAGCAAGGGCAGAGGCACAGUGCAUCUAAACGUGCCCUAGCUACAGAGAGGAAGACUGUCAUAGCCCUGGUGAGGAAGAUUUCCCACUGGUUCCUCAGAAGGACUAAAGCUCUCAUCAAGGAACAACUGCCUAAGAAGGAUGACAGGGUGGUGUAUUGCUCUCUGACAGACUUUCAGCAGACUGUGUAUCAGGUGGUGCUGGACACUGAAGAUGUGAUGUUACUGUUGAGGUCUUCAGAGAAAUGUGACUGUCAAAGUGGACGCACCCGCAGAAGCUGCUGCUAUAAAACAAACUCAGAAGGUGUACAAAUGAAGGAGCUGUACUUUAGUUACUUGGCCAUAUUGAGAAAGGUUGCCAACCAUGUAGCGCUGCUUCAGUCCACUGCAGGAACCAGCAAGAAACAGGAAAAGUACGUGGGUGGCAUUUGUGCGAAGGUAUUCCAAAAGUUUCCAGACUUUGUGCGAAGAUGCAAAGAUGAAGCAUUUGAGGCCUUGUCAGACCCGAUGUACAGUGGAAAGAUGAAGGUUUUGCAGAAGCUGCUCAAAUAUUAUCUGGAAAAGAGAGAUAAAGUACUUCUUUUUUCUCUCUCAACCAAGCUGUUAGAUGUGCUGGAGAGCUACUGCAUGGCAGAGGGACUGGACUACAGCAGGUUGGAUGGAACCACCAAAGCCAAAGAGAGAGUCCAGAUUGUCAAAGAGUUCAACAGCUCCUCUCACAUCAACAUCUGCCUGGUUUCUACAAUGGCAGGCGGUCUUGGUCUUAACUUUGUAGGGGCCAAUGUGGUAGUGCUAUUUGACCCAACAUGGAACCCAGCCAAUGACCUCCAAGCUAUUGACAGGGCAUAUCGUAUUGGCCAGUGCAGGGAUGUGACUGUUCUUAGGCUGAUCUCAUUGGGGACUGUAGAGGAGGUCAUCUACCUCAGACAAGUUUACAAACAGCAAUUGCAGUGCUCAGUUAUGGGCAAGGAGAGUGCGCGGCGGUACUUUGAGGCAGUGCAGGGGCAUGGUGUCCAUAAGGGGGAGCUGUUUGGGAUCAAAAACCUCUUCAGGCUGCAGAUCCAAGGGACAUGCCUCACCCGCAAGAUACUAGAGCGAGAAGGACAAGUGGAGUCCGGUGUAAUGACAACCAGCACACACACAGGCGAAGAGAAGGAGGAGGAGACGAAGGGAGUUAGCGAACCUGGAGAUUUUCUGCCUACACAUGGCCCUGUGCCGAAUGAUGAACCAGCCAAGGAGAACAGAGAUGCAUCAAAGGUCCCCAGAGGGGUGCUGGACUUCAGUAGUGGGAGUGAAGAGGAUGAGGAGGAGCGGGGGCUUAAGAGGAAGGUGCCAAACCCCAGUGCAGUUCGUGGGAAAGAUGCCACUGGUUCUGGUCGGAUGAGUCUUCUCCAGCACGGUUUCUCCAGACUCCUCGAAAGGGUCAAAGGAAAACCAGAGUUAGGUGAAGGGGACAGUAGUAUGGGUGUAGAAGAAAGCCCCUCUGAGGAAGAUGCUGAGGAUCAAGAGAGGGAGGGUACCUCCUAUGGCAUCUGCAAGAGCUCCAAUACAGGAAAUGGUGCAGUCUGUCUCCCUAAAUUGGGAACGAAAAACUGGGACACCAGCAGAGAAGACAGAGAGAACAGAGGUGGGGGGAGACAAGAGAGGGUUUCUCUGGUGAAACAGAGUGAUGAUGCUGUAAGAGAGGGACAGGGCCUGAAAGGGUGGACAAAUAAGAAAAUUACAGUGGAUGAGGAGAGUGAUGAAAAUCCCUUACCAGACAAAAAGAAACCUAACAAGUUCAAAACUACAGUUCCAAAAGUGCACCGCUUUGAGGAUUAUUCAGAUGAAUCUGAGGAUUUGGACAUAGAGGCAAUGACGGGGCCCAAGAGGGACACUUUAAAUUCACACGGUAGAGGAGGAGACAGAGAGAGAGGAAGGCUAGACCGCAACAGAAAGAGGCAAAGUGCUUGUGUCAGGGACAAGGCCAGAUCCAAAUACACAGAAGACAUAGAGAUAUUCACAUCUUCAGAAGAUGAACACGCUCCUGUUAAGAAAGGGAGAUCUACAGGAUGUCACUUCACAUCUCCACAGACAGAAAGAUCCACAGUUGAGUUGCCAAAAAGUGGGCAAAGAGCUGCAACAACCAUCAGGACAGAGAGACAAUCAGGAAUGCCCAAAGCUGUUUCACAUACAAGUCUGAAAGGUCAGACAUCCCCAGCAUCCAAAGGAAAGGAUGGAACUAUCGACACUGUGCUAGGGGGCGUACAGGAGGUGAUGUAUACCCACUCUAACCAGCACGUGGUGGGCGGGAGCAAAGCAGAGGAGCUGAUCAGUAGAGCUGCUGUACGAGACGUGUUUGAACGCAAGAUGUACUCUCAGCUCCCGGCCAAUCACCUUCUAGGCACCCAAGAGAGCCUGUCAGCAAGCCCACCAGACAGUCGGCCUUGCCCUUCUGCUGUCAGACUAGAGAAGCCCAGUGUGGACCAUCCGGUCACCUUCGCCAACAAGAGUGUGCACCACACCAGACACACCACCUUCAUCAUUGGAGAGACUCCCCAGGCCAUACGCAGGCAGCAGCUGGAGUUAAUGGCGGAAAAAUUCCAAUUUCCCUCAGUCCAUCAGUUUGCAGUGGAGAUUCUGAGAAGAACCUCAACCCAGAGACUGGCCUGGCUACGACAGUAUUACACAUCACUGAACCACCCUGACCUGGCUAAUACAGUCACAAACAGCUUCCCACAACCUGAUUCAGCACAGAUGCACAGCACAGCAUCCUCCGCUUCAACUGCUACCUGCUCAACAUCCACCAAAACAGCUGCCACAAAAUCUCAUGCAAGUACCAGAACCCCACAAAAGGAUGUUCCAAAAGCCAAGAAAAAGCUUAAAUACACUCAGAAGAAUCCAGAACCCAAAACUAAGCCUGAAACCCCACAAAACAAUGUUUCUGUGCCACAGAAAAAGUCUAGAAUCCCACAAAAUGAUGUUCCAGAACCCCAGACAAAGCCUAGAAACCCACAAAAUGAUGUUCUAGAACCCCAGAAAAAGCAAAAGAUCCCACAAACGAAUGUUCCAGAACCUCUCAGUGAUGUUCCAAGCUUUGAGUCAGAGGAGCAGGAGGAGACGGUCCGGAGUGCCAGAGGACAUAAGAGGACAAAGAGGAGUAGUGUUUCUAGUUCUGGAGCCUUCAGAGCUGGUGGUGGUCUUGGCUUGGAUCAGGCCAGCAGCAGUGGUCUGGGGUCUGGGGAGGCUGCUGCUUUCCUGAACCGCACAGACAGAGAUACCCCUUCUUCUCCGGACCUCAGCCAUGGCAGUUCUACCACAUUAUCCAAACCCACAGCACAGAGAAGGGAGCGAAAGCAAAAAUUGUCUUCCAGGACCAGUGAAACUUUUCAAGGCCAGAGAGAAAAACCUCAGACCCCUUCCCCUCCUGAGCACGCCACAUCUACCUCCAGUCACCAUUCCUUCCUCACAGAUCUGAUAGGAGACACCUCAAUCCUCGACGAUUUGUUAAAACCUAAAUCCAGGGGUGCACAACAGAGGGGCGCCCCAAAAACACCCCCUGUACUCUCCUCUGUGCCAGUAAGCACACAUCUCACCACACCCUCUCCAUCCAGAAUCCCUCGCAAUACUUAUUCUGGUUCAGCAGGCCACAUUGACUCUCUUUCCUUUCCAAAGUCAAACACAGCACCUACACAUCAGGCGGCAUCAAAGGGCAGUCGCAAAGACUUCUGGGACCUCCUGAAUGAGGGUAAUGAGGAGCGUAUCAACAGGUUAACAGACCCAGCAGAAGUGCAGAGGGUUUGCAUCAACACUAACUUAGCAGCUAGAAGUAGGUCUGGAGAAGAGGAGAGCAAGAGUCUCUGGAAGACUAAUGAGAAGUUCCUGUGGAAGAAAUAACACCAGAGAGACAAUUAAAUAGUUUACUUUUGCAGUUCUUAAGGAGAUGAAAAAUGGAAACCUUAAUGGAUAUUUAAAGCAGGCUUUCCUGUUUCAGAUUUUCUCAACAGAGUUUAAGUGUCAUAUCAUUUGUACCUUUUUAAAAUAUAUUUUAUAUUUACUCUAAUUAUUUGAAAAUAUUCAGUGUUACUAGCAUAAUGCUGACUGUUACUUGAACAAACAAGGGUGUUAAUCACUCUGGGAAUUUAAACCUGUGUACAUUUUAUGGAAAUGAUUGCCCUAUUUUUUGCUUUAUUUCAAAAUGUUUUACCUAACACACACAACCCCUGGAGGAGCACUCUAAUGUGUCAUCACAGAGGCAUGUAUAAAAGACUGAAGAAAUUAAUCUAAAAAUUGUAAUAUAUGAAAAAUUAUGUAAUAUAGGGCUGCAACUAACAAGUAUUUUCAUUAUCAAUUCAUUGUUGGACUGUAAAAGGUCAGAGAAUUUCCCAAAGUGAUGUCUUCAAAAAGCUUUUUUGUGUCUGACCAACAGUUUAAAACCCAAAGACAUUUAGUUUACAACAAUGUAAGACAAGGAAAAACAGCAAAUGCUCACAUUUGAGUAGCUGGAACCAUCAAAUGCUUGGCAUGUUUGUUUGAAAAACAGUUAAUCGAUUAUCAAAAUAGUUGCAAAUUAAUUAUCUUUUGAACAACUAAUUGCUCCAAUGUUCUAUAAAAUAUUUUGAAAUUACAACAGGUAAAAUAAAUUAUAUAUAAAUGUAUUAAUGCCUCUUGUGUGCAUGUGUAGUUAAAGGUCAGUGUCAAUGUUAAGUGGAUGACGGAGAAAACCCAUCCCGCUGUAAGCAUUAGCCAUUAUCGUUAUCUGAUACCAUGACUGCCACCCAGGGACUGUUGGUGUCCCUGCAGAGAUAUCACUUAAAACGCCUUAAUGGCUGUUAACGUCUCUGUCACUCUGAACAACUCACUGCCUCCCACUCCCCAUGACAGUGUGCAUAUUGUGUAGAUGGUGUGGUUUCCCUGCACGGUAAUCUGAGUCUGUGGCUCGGCUCAGUUGUGCCUCAAACGCCCCUCAGAGUGGAAGCUGCUGUGCUAUUAGUGAAAUAACAAUAAGCAGUUGAAGACUUAGUGGAGCUGGGAGAGGAGGGAUAAGGAGUAGUUUUCACACCCACCCAUCCAUCCACCCAUCCUCUCAUACUCUUAAUUAAAGUGUGUUUCAAACUGUUAUGGUGACAGAAUUAUUUGCAACAUUCCAAUAAAGCACAACAAAAAGGUAACCAUAUUGAACUCAUAGCUUAGCUAUAAUGUGAAAACAAAUUAAGAAUUUACUCAUCGUAGAAUGUAACUAAGUAUAUUACAAGUACUGUACAAAUUUGAGGUACUUGUAGUUUACAUGAGUAUUUCCAUUUGAUGUGACUUUAUACUGCACUUUUUACUUUUACUAAAAUUGUCUGACAGCUUUAGUUAGUUUUCAGAUUACAAUUUUCAUACCCUUCCUGUCCAGUGAAAACCAUGUAUCUCCAAAUUUGGGGACUAUUAUUUUUUUAGUUUCUGAUAAACUGAAGGAUUAAGUGUUCCUUUAUGGGUUGAGAAAAUGCUCCUACAUCUUAAGCUAAAUUAACUAUUUAAAUCCCCCACCCCUUGGAUUAGCUGGAAAAUGCAUCGUCACAAAGCUGAAAACAGGGCUGUUUUUCUGAGCUCAUGAAAAGUUGACUUUUUAGAGAUGCAGUACGUGGUUCUCACAGGACAGCAACGCUACAAACAAAUGAUGAUCUUAUAGAAUAUGAUGCACUGCUGUGGAUUAAACUACCCAACAGUAUAUAGCAACAGUAAAAUGGUCUAUUACUGCUGCAUUAAUGUGUAUGUUACAUCUUACUGCUGAAUGUGUACUUUUAAUUUUGAUACUUUAAGUAAAUUGUGCUGAUAAUGCUCACAUACUUUUACUUAAGGUUUUGAAUGCAGGACUUGUAGUGGAGUAUUUCACAGUGUGGUAUUAGUACUUAAGUAAAGGAUCUGAGUACUUCUUCCACCAUUGCCCUUACUGGUUGUGUAUGUGCAUGAGUGCGCUUGCAUGUGCUGAACCUCACAGCUGUGUCUGACCUCUUUCAGCUGUUGCACUGAAGUAAAUAGAACCCCAAAGAGAGCUGCUCUGUGUAAGUGUUGUGUUUUGUUUAGCAGAAAUGAGAAAGUGCUGAUAGCUAUCAAUAAACAAGAGAAAUGACUACGUGCCUCAACAGAACAUGCAGCUUGGUGAAUAGUGUGUGUGUGUGUGUGUGUGUGUGUGUGUGCGUGUGCGUGUGCAUGUAGACCUUCUGGGUGGUAGAUCACGACUAUCCUCACACACGCACACACACACACACACACAUAAACUGAAGCCACACAUCUGUCACACCUGUUCAAAUCACAGACAGAGGAGAAUAAAAAGGCCUUUCUCUUAUCCCUA
Messenger RNA from Siniperca chuatsi (mandarin fish), 7590 nucleotides. RefSeq names its product excision repair cross-complementation group 6-like 2 (gene ercc6l2). Lineage: Eukaryota; Metazoa; Chordata; Actinopteri; Centrarchiformes; Sinipercidae. The record is from RefSeq and is a predicted model, not a curated record. Gene Ontology annotation, molecular function: ATP binding; ATP-dependent chromatin remodeler activity. The transcript is spliced from 20 exons. Bases 297 to 5150 code for a protein of 1617 amino acids.